AAGCAGAAUGAGUUUUCCAUUCCACACACUAUAUAAACUAAUCUCCGCCUAAAUCCUCAUGCACUGCACUGCAACUGCAACUACAACUGCAAUCUUCUUCAGAAAAGACAGAAGAAGAAAAUGAAGAACCUCCUCAUUCUGGCCUCCCUCACUCUCACUCUUUCAGUAAUCUCCCCUUUCCCUUUCGCCCUCCCUAAUUUCCUCCUCCUCUCUCUCCUCGCCCUCUCUCUCAACUUCUGGCUCAUCCCGGGCGGCUUUGCAUGGCGGAGCCACCACCGGCUCCUCCCGGGCCCCGCCGGCUGGCCCAUUCUCGGAACCCUGCCCCAAAUGGGCCCACUAGCCCACCGUAAUCUCGCCGCCAUUGCCCACUCCUUGAAAGCCACCCGCCUCAUGUCCUUCAGUCUGGGCGCCAACAGGGCCGUCAUAAGCAGCCAUCCCGAGACCGCCAAGGAAAUCCUAUGUGGGCCGGCCUUCUCCGACCGGCCCAUUAAGCAGUCGGCUCGGCUCCUCAUGUUCGAGCGCGCCAUCGGGUUCGCCCCCAAUGGCACGUACUGGCGCCACCUCCGCCGGAUCGCCGCCCAGCACAUGUUCUCCCCGAGGAGAAUCUCGGACCUUGAGGGGCUCCGGCGGAAUGUGGCGGAUGAAAUGGCGGCGGAGGUGGGAAUGGCGGCGGAGGGGGUGGUGCGGCUGAGGGAGGUGCUGCAGAAGCAUUCUCUGAGGAACAUAAUAGAGAGCGUGUUUGGGAGUGGUCUGGAAAUGGGGACGAAGGAGGAGCUGAGUGAUAUCGUGAGGGAAGGGUAUGAGUUGAUAGCGGAGUUCAAUUGGGAAGAUUAUUUUCCGUUGAGGUUUUUGGAUUUUGGUGGAGUGAAGAGGAAGUGCCAUGAAUUGGGGAGGAGGGUUAAUGUGGUAGUUGGUCGAAUCGUUGAGCAAAGAAAAACACAACCAAAUGCUCAGUCUCACUCUCACUUCAAUAAUGACUUCCUUGCUUCUUUGCUGACUUUGCCAAAGGAGGAUCGGUUGAGUGAUUCAGAUAUGGUCGCUGUUUUAUGGGAAAUGAUAUUUCGUGGGACCGACACAGUUGCAAUACUUAUAGAAUGGAUCAUGGCCAGAAUGAUAUUACACCCCGAAAUCCAAGCCAAAGCUCAAAAGGAGCUGGACACGUGCGUGGGGUGCAACAAGCACGUGCGUGAUUCAGACAUUCCCAACCUCCGUUACCUCCAAGCCAUCGUGAAGGAAGUUCUGCGCAUGCACCCUCCAGGCCCAUUACUGUCGUGGGCCCGCUUGGCCAUCGACGACGUCCACGUGGACAAGGUCUUAAUCCCAGCUGGCACGACAGCAAUGGUGAACAUGUGGGCCAUAGCCCACGACCCGUCCAUCUGGGAAGACCCAUGGGCAUUUCGACCCGAACGGUUCAUGGAAGAGGAGGUGUCAGUAAUGGGGUCAGAUCUAAGGCUGGCGCCGUUCGGGGCGGGGCGAAGGGUGUGUCCAGGAAAGGCCUUGGGUUUGGCGACGGUGCAGCUGUGGGUGGCCAGCCUUCUUCAGGAGUUCAUAUGGCUUCCAUCUUCUUCAAACUCUGUUAAUUUGUCGGAAUGUCUGAAGCUAUCCCUCGAAAUGAAGGAACCCUUGAAUUGUCGAGUGGUAAGCCGGUAAAUUCCAGUCAAAGAAGUUUCGGGUGACGUGGCAAUUCAAGAUGAGGAGACAAAAAAAAAAAAAAGGUAGAGUCUAUAUAUUUGUAUUUGUAGCUAUGGAUCAAUGGAAGCCUCAUGGAAGGUAGAUUAUCAAUGUAAAUUAGUUAAUAACCGUGUGUUAAAAAUAAGGAAGAAGGCCCACCGAGUUGUGAAGUUGUGAUCAUAAAUGUUAUUACCCAAAUUACGAAAUAGCCCCCUUUCCUACACAUACAUGUAUGGUUGUUGAUUUUAUUAUGUAAUUUACCAGUAAUUACUAAAGCCCAUAUUCAACUU
Messenger RNA from Momordica charantia (bitter melon), 1961 nucleotides. Its product is annotated as cytochrome P450 78A4. Gene Ontology annotation, molecular function: monooxygenase activity; oxidoreductase activity, acting on paired donors, with incorporation or reduction of molecular oxygen; heme binding. Lineage: Eukaryota; Viridiplantae; Streptophyta; Magnoliopsida; Cucurbitales; Cucurbitaceae. The record is from RefSeq and is a predicted model, not a curated record.